AAUUUGUCAUUCACAGUGUACAAUGUGUACAUUCUAAUUAUUCAGACUUCAGUUAUUCUUGUUGUACUUGUUUAAUUGUUUAUUGUUUACUUUUAGUAGUGGCUAACGAUUUCUUUAUUGACGUUUAUUAAUUUCAUACGUGUGAAUUUUGAAGUAAAUAAAAGUGUAACAAUAUUAAACAUUGGAUUCUAGAAUGGCCCAACCUCAAAGUGGAAUGCCUCCUCCUGGAUACUUGUURGAAAUGUUUCAGAAAUUAGACAAAGAUCACAGUGGCACCAUCACAGCUAAUGAAUUACAAAGUGCACUAUCCAAUGGCACAUGGACACCUUUYAACCCAGAGACGGUUCGUUUAAUGCUAAACAUGUUUGACAAGUCCAAUAAAGGCACUAUAUCAUUUGAAGAUUUUGGUGCAUUAUGGAAGUACAUUGUAGACUGGCAAAAUUGCUUUCGUUCCUUUGAUAAAGAUAAUUCAGGGAACAUAGACAAAAAUGAACUUCGAGCUGCAUUACAAACAUUUGGAUACAAUUUAAAUGAUGCUACCGUUACUACAAUGUUGCAAAAAUUUGAUAGAAUUGGAAGAGGAACUGUAUUAUUUGAUGAUUUCAUACAAUGUUGCAUCAUGCUUAAUAAUCUAACUACAGCAUUCCGCCAAUUUGAUACAGAUCAAGAUGGAGUAGUCACAUUGCAUUAUGAACAAUUUGUUGGUCUAGUGUUUAGUAUUAAAUGAGUCAAAAUCAUUUAAUAUUUUCUAAAAUUUAAAUUUCAUUUUUUAUGCUGUACAUUUUUUUUUUUUAUUUGGAAAUAUAAGUUUACACCAAACUAAAUUAUACGAAAGAGACAUUUUUAUUUUUAUAAGUUAAAUAUAAUAUAGGAUGCUGUGUUUAYUGUUAA
Messenger RNA from Diuraphis noxia (Russian wheat aphid), 891 nucleotides. Its product is annotated as programmed cell death protein 6-like. The record is from RefSeq and is a predicted model, not a curated record. Gene Ontology annotation, molecular function: calcium ion binding. Lineage: Eukaryota; Metazoa; Arthropoda; Insecta; Hemiptera; Aphididae.